AUUUAUCCAAUAGCUAAGGAUUAACAGCUCCAGUUGAGGGAUUCAGUAUCUAACAUGGCGGAUUCUUCAGCUUUCGAUCCACAGCGCCUUCUCUCUCACAAAUUCCCCGAGCUGGAUUUCAAUUACACUGAGCGAGAUGCAGCCCUCUAUGCCCUGGGUAUCGGAGCGUGUGGACGGGACGCCACUGAUUCCGAUGAGCUCAAAUGUGUUUACCAUGAAAAGGGGUAGCAAUUUAUGAACACGCAUGCAUUAUGAUUUAUGCUGAUUCUGUUAAUAAUCGUCUGGCAUUUCUUGGGUGCAGCUACGUAAUGAAGUAGGUCUUGCAGGAUUACAUGAUAAAGGUUUGUGCUCAUU
Molecule: messenger RNA, 354 nt
Organism: Rubroshorea leprosula
Lineage: Eukaryota; Viridiplantae; Streptophyta; Magnoliopsida; Malvales; Dipterocarpaceae
Source: the annotation of a GenBank genome assembly